Messenger RNA from Sebastes umbrosus (honeycomb rockfish), 2406 nucleotides. RefSeq names its product solute carrier family 8 member B1 (gene slc8b1). The record is from RefSeq and is a predicted model, not a curated record. Gene Ontology annotation, cellular component: membrane. Gene Ontology annotation, biological process: intracellular calcium ion homeostasis; calcium export from the mitochondrion. Gene Ontology annotation, molecular function: calcium:sodium antiporter activity. Bases 219 to 2000 code for a protein of 593 amino acids. The transcript is spliced from 15 exons. NCBI's taxonomy places the organism in Eukaryota, Metazoa, Chordata, Actinopteri, Perciformes, Sebastidae.
GGGUUUCAGACUCUGCUGUGUACACAAUGUACACGGACAUUGAAUCUGGUCGGACAGCACCUAAAAGAGGCUCAAAGAAACACAUCAUAGAUGUUAAAGUGAAGCUGCAACAACGAGGUGUGUUUUAAGCUUGUUUCAGGUCUGAAUUGCAGGAGUAAAACAACCCAAACCACAGUCCAGUAGAGCAGCAUGGACUUGGCUGCAGGAUAAAGUGGAUCAUGUGUUGUGCUGUUUACCUGUCGGUUCUGCUGCUGCUGGUGUCCAAUCACCAGCAGGUCACCUCGGGUUCCCAUGUCUUCAGCAAACAGCCUGGAGACGGAUUACUAGCUGGGCUGUCUUCAACAAACACCUCACUAACGAUGUUUCAAAGCAGCAACGAUGAGUGUGACCUUGUGAUGAACCUCAGCGCUGCAGACCGCUGUGCGUUUGUGAAGAACACGCCAGACUGUAACAUGGAAGAUGGCUUCAUCAACUACCUCCAUUUGGCCUUCUGUCUGCUGUCACCCAACCUCACACCUCUCACCAUCACUCUCUGUAUGAUAUGGCUGCUCUUUUUGUUCGUCAUUCUCGGACUCGCAGCGUCUAAAUUUUUCUGUCCCAACCUGUCAGCCAUCUCUACCAGUCUGCACCUGACUCACAACGUGGCUGGUGUGACGUUUCUGGCUCUUGGUAAUGGAGCUCCAGACGUCUUCAGUGCCAUGGCGGCUUUCUCCCACCCACACACCGCUGGGCUGGCUGUCGGAGCAUUGUUUGGAGCUGGUAUAUUUGUCACCACAGUAGUUGCAGGCAGCGUGGCGCUGGUCAAGCCUUUCGCUGUGGCCUCCCGUCCAUUUCUGCGUGACGUCAUCUUCUACAUGGGGGCAGUGUUUUGGACUUUCGUCAUGUUGUACAAAGGAACCACGACAUUGGGAGAAACACUGGGGUACCUGGGUCUCUAUGUGGUGUAUGUAUUGACUGUUAUUAUCAGCGCGUACAUCUACAACCGGCAGAAACAUUCGAUGAACUCCAGUGUCCGGAGCUCCGCACAUAUUCCAGAAGAGUUUCACUCGUCCGACUCGUCUGAUGAUGACGUUCCCUACCUAAAUGGAGCAACAAUCCAACAGGACUAUGAGUCAGAGUACAGGCCACUUCUGCCUUACUCUGAGUCCACGAGUCAGAUCCUGAUGAGCUCUCUGAACCCAGUGGACAGCAGGAAGUGGAGGAGGAAACCAUGGAGCUGGAGAGUCCUCAAAAUACUGAAGACACCCCUGGAGUUCCUGCUACUGCUCUGCAUCCCGGUGGUCGACCCCGAUAAAGAAGACAGGAACUGGAGACGCCCACUGAACUGCCUUCAUCUGAUCACUGCUCCUCUGGUGUGUGUGCUCACCUUUCAAUCUGGAAUAUAUGUAGAUUAUAAAAUCCAUGGGCAGUUUCCCCUCUGGCUGCUGAUGCUUCUGCUGGGACUUUUCCUGUCUGGUAUUGUCUUCUGCACCACCACUAAUGACCGUCCUCCCAAAUAUCAUCCAGUGUUUGCUCUGUUGGGCUUCGUGGUGAGUGCAGUGUUGAUCAGCGCAGCUGCCUCUGAAGUGGUCAGUCUUCUGCACAUGCUGGGUGUGGUGCUGAGUCUCAGCAACACCGUGCUGGGGCUGACUCUGUUGGCCUGGGGGAACAGCAUAGGAGACUGUUUUUCUGACAUCACCAUCGCCCGGCAGGGUUACCCACGGAUGGCCAUAUCUGCCUGCUUUGGAGGCAUCAUUUUCAACAUGCUGUUUGGAGUGGGUUUAGGAUGUCUGGUGCAGAUGGUUCAAACACACUCCUAUGUGCAGUUUGAACUGGAGGGUUUGCUGACGUGGAUUCUUGCAGGAUCUCUGGGUUUGUCUUUGGUCCUGUCCUUCGUCAUUGUUCCACUGAGCGGGUUCCACUUGGGUCGGACCUACGGGAUCUUCCUCCUCAUCUUCUAUGCCCUCUUCCUUCUCAUUGCACUGCUCACAGAGUUUGGCAAGAUCCACAUGUCGAUCUGACUCUCAAGCCAGUCUGAAAUGAGGGACGUCCUCUCGUAAUGCAAAAUGACACACUGGAACAGAAUUACACCCUCUUCUACGCAUAAUAUUGAUGCACUAUUUAUACAAGAAUCAACAGUACUUGUGUACUUGCCUUCUACCCAGAGCCAUCUGAAAACAAGCAGGUAAAUGAAUGACAAACUGAGACUUCUCUGCUCAGGGAGAGCUGAACCUUAUCACACUGUGCCUUUAUUCAAGUUCUUGUUUGUGCUGACUGGUGCUGUGAUGGCACUUUGUGAGUUCAUAGGGAAAACACAGUUUGUAGAAAUGUAUACUUUAAAACAUUAUGAAUGUACUGUAAAUCAAAAUGUUAAAGUGACCUUGUACAAAGCUGCUUUUGGGGCAUUAAAUCAUUUUUGGUUUGGUA